This is a messenger RNA of Coprinopsis cinerea okayama7#130, 1044 nucleotides long. RefSeq lists its product as hypothetical. NCBI's taxonomy places the organism in Eukaryota, Fungi, Basidiomycota, Agaricomycetes, Agaricales, Psathyrellaceae. The record is from RefSeq and is a predicted model, not a curated record. The coding region runs from base 1 to 1044 and encodes 347 amino acids. Gene Ontology annotation, cellular component: 90S preribosome; nucleolus. Gene Ontology annotation, biological process: maturation of SSU-rRNA from tricistronic rRNA transcript (SSU-rRNA, 5.8S rRNA, LSU-rRNA). The transcript has 5 exons.
AUGCCGGUCAAGUCCAAGGCCCAACCCGUCUCCAAGGCAUCGUUGAAGCGUCUUAGAGAGGAGGAGGAGGAGUUGGAAGACUCGCCAUCAUCAAGUGAUUUUGAACAGGGGUCCAGCCAAGACGGUUUGUCGGACGGAAGCGACGCAGAAGAGGAUUUCGAGGACGUCGACUCGGACGAUGCAGAUGCACCUAGGAUCGCCCAGUGGGAGCCAGACGACGAUGAUAUAUACAACAAGAUAGAGGAAGAAGAAGAACCCAAGAAACAACCCUCGCAGCUGUCUGCUUUAGAAAAUAACCUCCGCGGUCUUCCUUUGGGAGCACUACGCAAGGCACAAAAAGCUCUAGCGCAAGUUCAGGCAGAGAGUGAUUCUGAAUCAGAGUCUGGCGACGAAGAGUCGGAUGAAGACAGUGGAUCAGAAGUGGAGGAGGAAUCUACGAAACCGCAAAAGGUCGAGUGGAUAUCAAGAGAUACCAAAAAGCACGCUAGGGCGAACAAGCAUGCGCCCAUGGAAGUGACUUCCAAAAAGCCCGUCUCUCGUAAACGAACAGUUGUCGAAGUGCCCAAACUUGUACCUCGAGACCCCCGCUUCCUGCCCACGGCCGGCGAAUUCAAACCCGAAGCAUUCCAAAAGUCAUACGGUUUCCUAGCCGAGUCGCGCAAGGAAGAACUCAAGACACUAAAAGAAACCCUCGCUAAAGCUCGCAAGGCAAUGUCUUCCUGUCCUGCACAUCUACGCGACGAAAGAGAGCAGGAGAUCGAGCGGUUGGAGAGGGCUGUGAAGCGAACUGAGAGUUUGGUUAAUAAGGAUAGGAUGGACGCCAUUCAGCAACAGGCUUUGCAAAGAGUGAAGAAGGAGGAGAAGGAGAAACAGAAGCAGGGCAAAGGAAAGUGGUUCUUGAAACAAUGUGAGUACCAAAGAGCCUUUCUAUCAGGAUACGAACUCACCUGUUCCCCCAGCGGAAAAACGAAAGGUGGUACAAAAGGCUCGCUUCGAAGCUUUGUCGCAGGAAGGUGGUCACCGCGCAGUCAAGAAAGCUAUUGA